AUCUGUGAAAAUCCUCCGGUAUUUUUAUGAAUCUGUAGUCGCUGUGGGUGGUGUGAAGUGUAGUACUUUUUAAUUGCAAUGGAAGUAAACGUGAUUGAUGGUAUCAAGGAAAUCAACUUAAGUAACGAAAAGAUUGAACUUUUAGUCAAAAUGCAUUCAAGUGAAUAUUAUUAAUGUUAUUGUUUCUACAUCUGAGAAUCACUGUAAAAUGUUCAGUGGUAAUCUUCAGACACCAGAAGGCCUUGAAGACCUCAACAAUUUCUUGUCAGAUCAAAGCUAUGUGAACGGGUUUAGACCAAGCCAGACUGAUACAUAUUUAUUUGAAACACUUGACAGUUGCCCAUCAAACAUCUUUCCUCAUGUGUGUCGUUGGUAUCGACAUAUAGCAAGUUUUGGAAUGGAGCGGAAGAAUUUUCCUUUACAAAUUAAUACCAUACAGGAUAUAAAUAGAAAUAUCAAAGAAAGUUUGGUGCCCCUGAUGGCGAAUAACAGAAUUGUUCCAUCAAAGGUGGCAAAAAUGAAGGAUAAAAAGGGGCCGGGUGAUAAAACUGGUAUUUCAGAGCUCAAUCCUUGGCCAACAUACAUUGAGGAGAGGAUUAAUUUAUGGGAUAAGUUAAAGUUGCAGUAUGAAACAGAACUGGCAGCUAAAACAUCAGUUCCUAUAAAGAUUACAUUGCCAGAUGGAAAAGUGACUGAAGGACAGUCAUGGCGCACAACUCCUUAUGAGGUUGCUAGAGGAAUCAGCCAGGGACUGGCAGAUAAUUCAGUGGUCGCCAAAGUAAAUGGAGAACUAUGGGAUUUAGGCAGACCUUUAGAAAAGGAUUCUGAACUUCAGUUACUGAAAUUUGAUGAUAAUGAAGGGCAGCAAGUAUUCUGGCAUUCAACAGCGCAUAUACUGGGUGAAGCUAUGGAGAGAGUGUAUGGAGGCUGCUUGUGCUAUGGACCCCCGAUAGAGAAUGGAUUUUACUAUGAUAUGUUCAUAGAUGAUAAACAAGUAUCUAACUUAGACUUCCCAGUUGUGGAAAAUAUAAUGAAGCUCAUUGUUAAAGAGAAGCAAAAUUUUGAACGUCUUGAACUGAGAAAGGAGGAUUUGCUAGAGAUGUUCAAGUACAAUCAAUUCAAAGUACGCAUACUCAAUGAGAAAGUGAACACUCCGACAACAACUGUAUAUCGGUGUGGGCCACUUAUUGAUCUCUGCAGAGGGCCACAUGUGCGGCACACUGGGAGAGUUAAGUCCUUUAAAAUUACCAAGAAUUCUGCUACAUAUUGGGAAGGUAAGAGUGAUGCUGAGUCUCUCCAGCGAGUUUAUGGGAUAUCAUUUCCAGAUAACAAGCAAUUAAAGGAAUGGGAGAAAUUCCAGGAGGAGGCUGCAAAGCGGGACCAUCGGAAAAUUGGCAGGGAACAAGAAUUGUUCUUCUUUCAUGAAUUGAGUCCUGGAUCGUGUUUCUUCUUACCUCGUGGUGCACAUGUGUACAACGCCCUUGUGGAUUUCAUUAAGUCUGAAUAUCGGAAACGGGGUUUCCAAGAAGUUGUCUCACCCAAUAUCUACAAUUCCAAAUUAUGGCAGACUUCAGGACAUUGGGCACAUUAUGCAGACAACAUGUUCUUAUUUGAUGUGGAGAAAGAAACAUUUGCUUUGAAACCUAUGAACUGCCCAGGUCACUGUUUGAUAUUUGAUCAGGGAAUUCGCUCUUGGCGAGAGCUUCCACUGCGCCUGGCAGAUUUUGGUGUGUUGCACCGUAAUGAACUCUCAGGAGCAUUGACUGGGCUGACAAGGGUUCGUCGAUUUCAGCAAGACGACGCGCACAUCUUUUGUGCUGUGGAGCAGAUCCGACAAGAGAUGCUAGGUGCUCUGAACUUUUUGAAGCAUGUGUACUCUGUGUUUGGGUUUAGCUUCCAGUUGGUGUUGUCUACAAGACCAGAGAAAUUCCUGGGUGAGGUAAACAUGUGGAAUGAAGCUGAAAAGCAACUUGAAGAUAGUUUGAAUGAAUUUGGAGACCCAUGGAAAGAAAACCCUGGAGAUGGUGCUUUUUAUGGGCCAAAAAUUGACAUCACAAUAUUGGAUGCACUUAAGAGACCUCACCAGUGUGCAACAAUUCAGCUGGAUUUUCAGCUGCCCAUUCGGUUUAAUCUGGGAUAUGUGAGUGAGAGUGGAGAAAAGAAAAGACCAGUGAUUAUUCAUCGAGCUAUUUUGGGCUCAGUUGAGAGAAUGAUAGCAAUUCUCACGGAAUCUUACGCUGGAAAAUGGCCAUUUUGGCUGUCUCCUAGACAGUGCAUUGUAAUUCCUGUUGGGGCUCCAUUUCAUGACUAUGCCUUCAAGGUGAAAGAUCAGUUGUAUUCUGCUGGUUUUAUGUGUGAUGUAGAUGUUGAUCCAGGAGACACAAUGAAUAAGAAGAUUCGCAAUGCUCAGUUAGAUCAGUACAAUUUUAUUUUGGUGGUCGGUGAAAAGGAACAGAGCGGAGGAACGGUGAAUGUGCGUACGAGAGACAAUAUUGUUCAUGGAGAGUUCUCAAUUGAAGCAGUGACGCAGAAGUUUCAAGCCCUGAAAGACAAGCGGUCACUGGACAGUGAAGUGGACUUCUGAGCACAGUAAAUAAGAAAACAUGUAAAGCUGUUUUGCCUAUAUAAAUUCAGAGUGAAGGACCAUCUAUUUGAUAGCAUUACUGAUACAUUUUUCAAGUAAUAAUUUCACAUUAUGCUAAUUUAUCUUUUAUAUGGCGAAGAAAUUAUGCUUCAGAGCAGUUAAAAAUGUAAAAAUUGUAAAUACAUCAUAGCAGUGCUGAUGUACAGUUGACUCACAGACGUGAUGAUGCACAGACGAGUGUUUGGAUUAUAAUAUUUUGGGUGUUGUAGAAAUUUACAUUUAGUCACAAAAGAAUAAAAUAAAAAUUCGCUUCACCAUUUAUGUAAUGUGGUUUUUUAUUUGUAGUAAUAAUUGAUGGCUCCAUUGUGCAACUGAAUGCAAAGGUGAAGUUCAGUUUUGAAAUAGUAAAUGUGCUUAAUACUGGAAAGAAGUCUGAAAUUUGGUGUAGCAGAUCUGUGUGAAUGUAUUUAAACAGUUGUAUGGCAGUUCUAGAACAGCUUCUUUAGAUUUCAUUGAAUACAUUUCUGUGGUGUUCUUUCAUAUCAGUUACUGCCGUGUAUUACCAUCAACACUUCAUCACUAAUUUAUAUUUUGUUUUAUGUACAUGGUUCAACUUGUAAACUAUGUUUAGUGCUUCCCUUGUAUAUUAGUGUUGUGCAAAUCAGCCUCUACUAUACAUGCAUGUGCACCUUUCCAUAGUAUAUAUAAUUACUAGAAAUUUUAAGUUAAAAUUUAGAACUUAAUUUCAUAUAACAUUGGUUGGUAUCUAAUAUUUCUGUCCACCUAGGCAGUAGUGUAGAUCUUCCAUUCCAGAGGUGGGAGCAUGUGUACGGCGGAUUCUGUGAUCAUGAGAGUGAUGAUCAGCAGCGGGGCCUACAGCUUAAUAUGCACUGAAACACGUCACAUUUAGUUUGAAUAUUAUGUAAAGGUUGCAGUUAAUUUUCAUGUAUUUUUUAAGUUGUCAAAUGUGUGAAUGUUAAUGCUGUCUUGGCUACCAAUUAAAAUGAAGGCUCAUGGUUUCCUUUAAA
Molecule: messenger RNA, 3612 nt
Organism: Zootermopsis nevadensis
Lineage: Eukaryota; Metazoa; Arthropoda; Insecta; Blattodea; Termopsidae
Gene: ThrRS
Product: threonine--tRNA ligase
Biological process (GO): threonyl-tRNA aminoacylation
Cellular component (GO): mitochondrion; cytoplasm
Molecular function (GO): ATP binding; threonine-tRNA ligase activity
Source: RefSeq, a predicted model, not a curated record